This is a messenger RNA of Sungouiella intermedia, 1689 nucleotides long. The record is from the annotation of a GenBank genome assembly. NCBI's taxonomy places the organism in Eukaryota, Fungi, Ascomycota, Pichiomycetes, Serinales, Metschnikowiaceae.
AUGCGUUUUCUAACAACCGCAUUGGCACUUGCUGGUGUCGUAGCUGCCAAUAAGGUAGCAAUAGACAAUGAUGUCAAUAGUCAGAUCUGUGAGGGUAUGUAUUCCAAACACGAUUGGGGAGGAUCAAUCACUCCUCAUAUAGGUAUCUGGCUCGACAAGUUUGGCAAAGAUAAGUUUAACCCGAAGAAGCCCGACGCCGAGCCGCUGGAGAAAAUUGAGGUCAGCUACGUUAUAUUCGAGUACAAGGAUCUCAGCCACUUGGGAAAGGUCGACCCUAAUACGGGAGUGAGGGUGUACAUUUGCUCAGAGAAGGCAAUUGAGGCUGGUCUCUGUGAAGAGAAGCUGUUGGGUAACUUCUUGGUGGAUGCCGAUAUUACCAACACGACGGUGUAUACCGCAAAGUUGACGCACUUGGGCCAGGCGAACAUCACGUAUCUCGUAGAGAAAACCGGCUACUAUUGUGUGUCUACAUACAUCUCCGACAGUACAAAGUACCUGGGCUCCGUGAACUUCCAGAAUGCUUUCGGCCAGUUAAGUGCAUCAGAGAUUCCUAAGUUGCCAGCAUACGGCAUCUUGACGCUUUGUUAUGCGGUCACCAUGGCAUUGUAUGGAUUCCAAUUCUUCAAGAAGCGGAAGCAGAACCAGAUCUUGCCUUUGCAGAGAUACUUGUUGGCCAUGUUGGCGUUUUUGACCUUCGACACCCUUGUGCUCUGGUCCUAUUUUGACUUAGUCAACAGAACACGUAGUCAGAACUGGUUCACCAAGUUCUACAUGGUGUUCUUGUCGAUUAUGAAUUCAGCUAAGAUGACGUUCUCGUUCUUCUUAUUGCUCCUCAUUGGUCUUGGAUACGGUGUGGUGGUGUUGAAAUUGCCUAAGAAGAUUAUGUUCCGCUGUAAGAUUCUUGCCGGAUGUCACUUUGCUGCCUCCAUGAUCUACCUCAUUGGCAGUUACCACAAUGCUGCCAACGGCUCGUCCACAUCUUCAAGCGACAUCUCUUCGCAAGGUGUGGGCGCAAGCCUUUGGGUUCUUUUACCUCUUAUACCCGUGACCAUCACAUUGACCUUGUACUACGUGCUUAUCUUGUCGUCCAUCAGAACAACUACCGCCAACUUGCACAAACAAAGGCAGGUGAUCAAGUUGCAAUUGUACGAGAACUUGUUCCGUAUCAUCUCAUUAUCAGUGAUUUUCACCAUCGGAGGCUUGGUAUUGUCCAGUUUCAUCUUCUUGAGUUUGUCAACUACUGAGGUGAUUGAGCUGCAUUGGAAGGGCUCAUUCUUCAUCUUCGACUUCUGGCCCAGUGUGAUCUUUUUCUUCGUAUUCUUGGGUGUUUCGUGGUUGUGGCGUCCAACCGAGACAAGUUACAUGUUGGCAGUCUCGCAGCAGGUCUCUACUAGUGAGGGCCCUGAAGAAGGUGAACAAGGCGAGAAUGGAGGUUACCAACAUGGUCACGAGUUUGAAUUGGAUGACUUGUCGGUGAUGAGCCACAGCGACGAGGAAACUGGUCCAAGAGACAGCUUUGAAUUGAACAAUCAAGGCAUCCCUCGGGACGAGCCUCCAAAAUACGAGUUGAGCACCUCGAAAGAGUCGGUACCAGAGGCUAGCAACACGCUAUUUGAACUUGGAGACGACGAUCAUGAUGAUGAACACGAACAGAAUUCGUCGGAUAACCGGUUGAAGAAAAAUGACUAG